This is a messenger RNA of Bipolaris victoriae FI3, 1560 nucleotides long. RefSeq lists its product as hypothetical. Gene Ontology annotation, cellular component: membrane. The transcript is spliced from 5 exons. Lineage: Eukaryota; Fungi; Ascomycota; Dothideomycetes; Pleosporales; Pleosporaceae. Gene Ontology annotation, biological process: transmembrane transport. The record is from RefSeq and is a predicted model, not a curated record. Gene Ontology annotation, molecular function: transmembrane transporter activity. The coding region runs from base 1 to 1560 and encodes 519 amino acids.
AUGCCUCACCAGAAACCAAACCCCCAGCCCCAACGCAAAAGGAGCCUCACCUCCGUCGACGCCGACGCCCUCAAACUCGCCUCAAUGGGCUACACGCAGGACAUGCGCCGCAAAUACACCGUCUGGUCCGUCCUCGGCGUCGGCUUCUCAAUCACAAACUCUUGGUUCGGCAUCUCGGCCGCCCUCAUCACCGGCAUCAAUUCUGGCGGUCCGCUCCUCGUUAUCUACGGGAUUUUGCUGAUUGCGCUGAUUUCGACGGCGGUGGGAGUUAGUCUAAGUGAGUUGGCGAGUGCGAUGCCGAAUGCAGGAGGGCAGUAUUUUUGGGCGGGGGUGUUGGCGCCGGGGAGGUGGAGGAGGGGCGCGAGUUAUGUUACGGGGUGGUUGGCGUGGUGGGGGGCUAUGUUUACGAGUGCGUCUGUUGCAUUGGCUGUUGGGGGGGCGGUUGUGGGGUGUUGGCAGUUGGGGCAUCCUGAGUUCACGAUCAAAACCUGGCACGUCUUCCUAGCCUACCAACUCUCGAACCUCUUCUGCUUCCUCUUCAACUGUUACGGCAAGAUCCUGCCUUCGGUCGGUAGCACUACGCUCUGGACCUCGCUCGUGUCCUUCCUCGUCAUCCUCAUCACCGUCCCUGCUGUAGCACCCACGCACCAACACGCCCGCUUCGUCUUCGCCACCUUCAUCAACAACACGGGCUGGAGCGAAAACGGCAUCGCCUUCAUCGUCGGCCUCGUAAAUACAAACUGGGCCUUUGCCUGUCUAGACUGCGCCACGCAUCUCGCCGAGGAAAUCCAUUGCCCCGAGAAAAUGGUCCCCAUCGCCAUCAUGGGCACUGUAGCCAUCGGCUUCGUAACAAGCUGGUUCUUCUCCGUCGCCAUCUUCUUCUCCAUCGUAGGCGACUUUGCUGAUAUCAGCGCUUCGGCAACGGGCGUCCCUAUUCUCGAGAUUUUUUAUCGUGCGUUGGAUAAGAGUACCGCGGGCGCUAUUGUGCUCGAGAGCUUGAUUAUCGUUACAGGCCUCGGGUGUUUGGUGGCGAGUCAUACGUGGCAGAGUCGGCUUUGCUGGAGCUUUGCGCGCGAUAGGGGUGUGCCGGGGCAUCGGUGGUUGGCGCAGGUGCAUCCGGGGCUGGAUGUACCGCUUUAUGCGCAUGCGGCGAGUUGUGGGGUUGUGGCUGUCAUGGGGUGUUUGUAUUUGGCGUCUUUGACGGCGUUUAAUUCAAUGAUCGCAGCAUGUAUUGUUCUUCUGUACCUCAGCUACGCCAUCCCCGUUAUAUGUCUUUUGCUUCGAGGUCGUAACAAUAUCGAUCAUGGCCCGUUUUGGCUGGGUCCUUGGGGUGCGGUUGCAAACGUUGUGUUGCUUGUCUGGACGCUGUUCACGCUUGUCAUGUACUCGUUCCCUUAUGCGAAGCCUGUUAAGCCGGGUAAUAUGAAUUAUGUUUCUGUGGUAUAUGUUAUUGUUGCUUCUUUUGCGGGUGUAUAUUGGUUGGUUAGCGCACGUAAGGAUUUUAGUACGGUGGAGGAGCGAAAGGUAGAGGUGCUUCAAGGGAGGGGUGUGGACGGUUAG